Messenger RNA from Trifolium pratense (red clover), 381 nucleotides. RefSeq lists its product as uncharacterized. Bases 1 to 381 code for a protein of 126 amino acids. The record is from RefSeq and is a predicted model, not a curated record. Lineage: Eukaryota; Viridiplantae; Streptophyta; Magnoliopsida; Fabales; Fabaceae. The transcript is spliced from 2 exons.
AUGGUAUCAUCGGUUCCUCCACUUUGUACAAAGAAACUAGAAGAUAACGAGUUAGUGUUGAGCAAUGCAUGUGGAUCAAGUGAAAACGAUGAUAGCAAUUGUCCAAUUCAUUGUCAACCAAAGCAAGACAAUCAAGAUAAUGGUAAGAAAAUUCCAAUUUUAUGGAAGUCAAGGAUCAUCCCUUCAAAGAAACGGACACCAAAGGUUUAUAAGAGGUUGACACCAAUGCAAAUGUUUCAUAGGCAACUUCUUCGUGAGUAUCGGAGACAAAAUAAUUCAUCAUCAGAAGAGGUUUUAAUGAUUCAUGACAUGCACAAUUCUAUAAGAAAUGAAAUUGGUCUUGGAUGCAUUGUUCUUAAACCAGAUUCUAACUCUACAUAG